GGAAUCGCCUGAAGGUGGAAAAAAAUGGCAGAGUGUGAGGUUGAAAGUGAGCAGAGGCGUCACGGUGUCAAGGAGGAGAAAAAUGGACAGUGGACAGACUCGGAGCCUUCGAUGAGCCAGAGGAAGCGGGAAGACAUGGAGGAGCGCGAAAGCCUUGUGUUGUGGAAGAAACCUCUGCUCACACUCCAUUACUUUUCCCUGGAGCUGCUCGCAGUCCUCCGAGGGUGGAUUGGGAGGCUCUGGCAACAACGGCAGACUGUGUUUGGCCUGCUGAUCCUCCUUAUCCUGCUCUGUAUUGCCUACCGUAUUGAAGGAGCACAUCAGAAGUAUGUGCGCUACAUGGAAAAGAAGACACUGUGGUGCGCCUACUGGGUUGGCCUGGGUAUCCUGUCAUCAGUGGGUCUUGGCACCGGCCUGCACACUUUCCUCCUCUACCUGGGACCACACAUAGCAUCAGUCACCCUGGCAGCCUAUGAAUGUGACUCUGUGGAUUUCCCUGAGCCCCCCUAUCCGGACCAAAUAGUCUGUCCCCCACGACAAACACCGGCAUUGAGCGCUGACUUGGAGCAGGUGGGCGCUGCGGCCGCGGGGGCAGAUGCGGUAGCAGCAUCAGCAGCCCUCCAAGGAGGCAUCUCCCUGUGGACCAUCAUCUCAAAAGUUCGUCUGGAAGCCUGUAUGUGGGGUGCUGGUACCGCUAUUGGAGAACUUCCUCCCUACUUCAUGGCUCGGGCAGCACGGCUGUCCGGUGCCGACCCUGAAGAUGAAGAUUACCAGAAGUUUGAGGAAAUCCUGGACCAGACGGAGUCUGCCCAGGACUUUGCUACCCGGGCAAAAGUGGCUGUGCAGAAACUCAUCCAGAAGGUCGGGUUCUUUGGGAUUUUAGCGUGUGCUUCUAUCCCAAACCCGCUGUUCGACCUCGCAGGAAUAACAUGUGGACAUUUUUUGGUGCCAUUCUGGACGUUUUUUGGCGCGACACUCAUUGGGAAGGCGGUCAUCAAGAUGCAUAUUCAGAAACUGUUUGUGAUCAUCACCUUCAGCAAGCACAUUGUGGAGCAGAUGGUGUCCCUCAUUGGGGCUGUUCCACUGCUGGGUGCGGCACUGCAGAAGCCCUUCAGGGAGUACUUGGAGGCCCAGAAGGCCAAGAUGCACCAUCGCACCGGAGAGGGUAUCCCAACUGAGGAGAGCUGGCUGUCGUGGCUCUUCGAGAAGGUUGUGGUCAUCAUGGUAUGCUUCUUUGUCUGCUCCAUUGUCAACUCCAUGGCGCAGAGCUACGCCAAGCGCAGGCAGCAGGAGAAGUACUCGCAGGGCAAGAUGGAGUGAAGGCCGGCGAGAGAUCACGCUUGACCUUCAACUUCAGAAGCCUCCCCUCCUUCCUCCAGGUUUCCACAACUCCUCUCCUCAAAUGUGCUCUUCCUCUUGGCUUACACCCCACCAUUUUCAGAAGAAAAAUAUCAACCCUCGUUUAAGUUCAACUCGGACUUCCAGUUACUUGUUUUAAGAAGCCUUUUCCCCGCUUAGCGAUUUUCUCCAGUUUUAUUGCUUUUAUUUGAUUUUCUAGAAGGUAGGUGUUUGCUGUGAUGUGUGAGAGUGUGUAAAAUGUUCUCUUUUGGUCCUUUUAGUAGUUGCGGAGCACGUGAGAAGAAACUGUUGGGAAUAAGUCUCCCCAGUGUAGCGCUAAGCUGCUGUGUUUUCCAAUA
Cololabis saira (Pacific saury) is the source of this 1697-nucleotide messenger RNA. RefSeq names its product vacuole membrane protein 1-like. The transcript is spliced from 11 exons. NCBI's taxonomy places the organism in Eukaryota, Metazoa, Chordata, Actinopteri, Beloniformes, Belonidae. Bases 25 to 1320 code for a protein of 431 amino acids. The record is from RefSeq and is a predicted model, not a curated record.